AUGGCUACGAUGCAGAUCCUAAUUUCUUCUAUGGAACGCAUCAAGUCAUUCUCAGAUUUCCAGGCCAAGACUUCAACAACGCCCUGGGCGUCUCAAAAGAUUCAGGCUCACUAUGACGAGGAGGCCUCAGGAAGCUCUAGCACCUGCACCUGCACCUGCACCUGCACCACCCACCACCUCACCACCCACCACCUCACCACCAUCAAAACUCAUUUACGACACCUAUUCUCCCGGUCACCCCAUCAUGCAACGCCCCCCGUUGUUGAUGUUCCAUUCACGAAGGCUAAAGAGCGUCAUGUUGCUGCGGGUGCUCCUGGCCCAGACCCAGACAUUGUACCUGAUGAAUAUCUCGAUACUGCCGAACCGGACCCUGACACGCAGCAGCAGCAGCAACCACACCAACAAGCAGUAGCAGUACAUACAGACCCUGGCGAACAUGGAGGCGGAAAGUCCUGUGUCUGCUGCUAGUAGGUUCUUGAAUGUCUCUCGAAUACUUCGGUUAUAUCGUCGAUCUUGUUAUGAUAUCUGUAUUGACUUGAAGCAGCAUUUUAUUGAUAGGUGAUUGAUUAAUCGGUACAUCCUUUAGAUUAUUUAGAGAGAUUUUCCUCCGCAACCAAUAUGAACCUUCCAUCCUGCAU
Suillus plorans is the source of this 638-nucleotide messenger RNA. RefSeq lists its product as uncharacterized. The transcript has 3 exons. NCBI's taxonomy places the organism in Eukaryota, Fungi, Basidiomycota, Agaricomycetes, Boletales, Suillaceae. The record is from RefSeq and is a predicted model, not a curated record. Bases 1 to 468 code for a protein of 155 amino acids.